Messenger RNA from Chondrus crispus (carragheen), 1605 nucleotides. RefSeq lists its product as hypothetical. The record is from RefSeq and is a predicted model, not a curated record. NCBI's taxonomy places the organism in Eukaryota, Rhodophyta, Florideophyceae, Gigartinales, Gigartinaceae. Bases 1 to 1491 code for a protein of 496 amino acids. The transcript has 2 exons.
AUGGCCUUAUUUCAGCAAUACAUCGACAAGAACGGCCACCCAUAUCUCGUCGUGGAUUAUGACGACCCAACCCACUUUGUCAACGCUUCAAGCAAUCUUGACAUCCACCCAUUUCUAACUGAUACCUACAUCGUGAAAAGGCUCACUUCCAGCCCGUUUCAAACGGACUUAACCGAAAACAGGGACGACGUCAUUAUCGCCUUCCUCUCUCUCUUUCUCAUACUCAUCAUCGAAGCAUCAGCCUCCGCUUUUCUUCUUCGGACAAACAAGGGAAGGGUUGGCGUCUUCGGCUUUUCGGUUAAGUACGUCAUCGAACUUAUUCAAGACUUCAACAUGCACCGUCUUUUUCAGCGGAAGACCAAUUCACAAAGGCAUCUAAAACUCAAUGCGCGGCUACUGAUAUUUGCUCUGUCCAUCCUCUCACUGGUGUUUUUCGUGGAAGUUGCAAUCAUCUUCCUCACCAACCCCGAGCUGAGAUCUGUUUCUAACGACAAGGUUAGCUUUCGGAUUUUACAGCCUGUCAUGAUCUCUCCAAAUCAAGUUUACUUUCACGUCCGCACCUCAGCGAAUAGACCUUGCGAGUCAGCCACCUUGGUGGGUGUUCAUCAGGGUGCAACACGAAUCAACACUUGCGUCACCAUGGAGACUGCAAACAGAACCAUAGAAUUUAUUGACGUCGAAUACAGUAAAUCCGUCACAGUUGAAAUCACCACAGACAUCCAUGACUAUGGAGCCGAGCACGAACUGAGGAUCGGUGAUUUGAGCGCAAAGUAUUCUGCGAGGGCAUACUUCACCCUGCAUGACGGGAAGAUGCGUUUGAUGAAGAGCAUUUCGCAAUCGAAGCACGAGAAGAAACAGGUUGAGGCUGUCCACAAACAAUUCGUAGGUGCCAUGUUCAGUGCUGUGAUAAGAGCGAAGAAUGACAAGAACGGCGCGGAUUUUCUGGACCAAGUCAAUAGAAUCAAUUGCAGCUCAACUGAAAUGGAGGGUCGGGACAUUGAGGUUCUCCAAUCGGAGCAAAAGUCUCACACGGUCAAGACAAGACGGUAUAAUUCCACCAUGAAAGGAGUGAUGCCCAGUGGCUUAUAUGCAAUUCAAAUGGCGCAUAAUGUUUUUAAGGGGAGCUCAGCUGUAGUCCUACACGGCGGUGACACGCAGGACCUUUUCCUGAAGGAGGGAUUGCAGUCUCAGAAAAGUGUCGUGUGGGGUGAACCAGUGCGAAAAUUAAACUGGUUGUCCCUGCUGAUUGUUUGUUUGGCAUGCCUUUUUCUGCAAAUUCCGCUUCACUUUCUCCUGAAGCCGAUAUCAACCGCAUACAUUGCCGGACUAUGGGCGAAGCAUAAGGUUGGGGCAGAAAUGGAGCGUUCGCCGAUCGAAGUGAGCAGAAAUGAAAGAAAGAGAUUUCGGCUUUACCCGGAACGCAACAACAAUGGAUAUUUGUACAGAGCAGAAAGCAAAGGCAUGGGGAUUGAUCUUCCCGAACACUAUUGAUUGCUUCCCUGCCGAAGUCAUGGGAUAGACGAAAAUGUACAUACGUAUACGAUGGGGGUGCCCUAGAACUGCAAAACGUAUCGUUGCUGUCCCAGUAAUAAAGCACAGAAGUCA